GUGAUCAGUGAGCUGCUGGAGUCCGGACUGAACACACUCACUGGGACGUGUCCUCCUCUCACACUUGGAGUCUACUGAGUAAAACCUUUUCAUGCUUUUAAAAGAGGAGGAAGCUGUUUGCAUUUAGCGCUUCAUCUCACUCUGAUCGGCUUUUUUCUUUUUGGUUUUAAAACUGGAAUUAAACCGAAGAUGCUUCAAGUGGACUGAAGCUUUUCCUCGUCCUUCUGGACAUUUCAGGACGUCCAGUUGUGUUUUUCUCCCUCUCUCUCUCUCUCUUGGGGACAUGAUUGGCUAGAUAUUGUCUGCAUGGAUUACAUUUAAACAUCACCUGUGAACAUUUCGGACUAACAUUUGAGGCACGUCUCCGAAACGCAGCGCCCGCUCUCCAAUGAAAUAUCUCCCCCCUGCUGCGGAUCGACAAAGUACGCGGAUCGAGCUCAGUGAGACCACCAACGGUACAAAGUCUCGUCCCGGUGCCGUGGUCUCCCUACUGACCCCUUUGGACCCUCUCCGGCAGGCAAAGCGUCUUCCUAUCCGAGUGAUCAAGAUGUUGACUGCGCACACUGGACACUUGCUGCACCCGGAAUAUUUACAGCCUUUGACGUCCGCCCCAGUCAGCAUCGAGGUAUUUAUGACUUUGAAAUAUACUGCACUUUUUUAAUUCGCAGCGCAGUGUUCCUGGUGUCACAGCAGUGCGGUGAAAAUGUAAAUAUAGCUCUAAAUUUACUGCACUGUCUCAGGAUAUGACAGCAAACAUAAAUCUGUUGUUCCCUUGCAGAGAGGAGAUAUGUUUCAUUGAACUUCAAAAGGCUCUCUAACUCUAUCCCUGUUUUUAAUAGGAAAACAUAUAACAAGCUUCUGAUUUGAAGUUAUAAAGAAUAAAAAUAUACUUUUAUAUCCUUUAAAGAGCUAUUUUAGCAUAAAAAGGUGGUCUUACAGAGACUGAAACGGCAGCUUCUCUGACAAGAUCACAGAUUUGCAGUUUUUUUUUUUCCUACGAUUCUUCACCGUGAACACCGAUAUCGGUUUUCCAACUGCUGGUGCCGAUAAUUGAAAAGCAGGGUGGCCGAUUUUUUUAUAUAACAAUUUCAUUAUGUAUUUCUCAUCAAAAAGGUGAAACUAAAUGUCAAAACUCAAAUGAUUUUAUUCUGAUUAUUAGUUAUUGGCCCUCUCUGGUGUUGAACCAGCAAAAUGUUGCCCUAUAUAAUUAAAAUGACUUACUAUGUGUUACCUGCCAUAUGUAAUUAUUGAAACAAAGCAAAUACAAUUUUUUUUUUCAAUUGGCAUAAUUUUACCUUUUGAUGCAUUUUACAUCUAAUAAACAUGUUUAUUUUACCCAGUUGCAUGUUUUUUGAUAGUUAUUUUUUUUAUAAAUUCACAAAAUAAUAAAAAAACAUUGGAUUAUGCACUAAAUUUUAAACCAUGACUAAUACUGAUGUCUGGAGCAACGCAAAACUGCAUAAUUGAAGAUAUUAUACAAAAAUUAUUUUAAAAGCUAGCCAGUGACUGUUUGAAAUUACAUAUGCUGUCAAUUAAAAUGGUUCAACAAUGUUAUCAUUCAGAGAAGAUGGUCGAGACUGAGGAAAUUCAGGCCGACAGUGACAAGACUGCCUGAAGUGUCUGCAGACAUUGUAUGUUUGUUAUUGUGAUCAGCUAAUGUCUAUCUAAAUAAUCAGCCUACCCUCUCAUAUUAAAGCUCCUAUAAGGAGUUUUUUUUACAUUUAUGAAAUUUACUGAAAUCCAUAGUGAUGCCUUUUUAUGAUAUCCAAAAGCAAACAAGACGAUCAGGGACAAGAUUGAUGAUUUCUUUAAAAUGAUGAAGAUUUCAAUAAAUGACAGAUUCUUCUGUCAAAGGUCGUCAGGGUGAGAUUUAUUUCUAAAAGACAUGACUUAAGGAUGCAGAGUACAAGAUUAGUAAAGACUGCUUUGUCCACCGGGGGGCGCCAAACUUGAUACAACCAUAAAGUUCCCAUCAGGAGCUUUAAACUGCUUCAUGUUUGCAAUGAAAAAUGAUAAUAAGAAGCAAAUUUAAUUUAAACAAAACUGUAAAAAUUAACAGAAAUUUGCCCUAAUCUUGCUCUGGAUCCUUAAAAUCCUUAAAAAAAAAAAGACAUUUUUUGUUUCAUUUUUUCCAUUUAACAGCUAAAUAGUUUCUAUGCAGUUAUUUAGAUUCCUAAAAGAGUCAUUUGGAGCUGGUCCCUUUAGUUCUGGAACUCUGUGCAUUUUUCACUGAUUCUGUCAUUUUAUUACCAGAACAUCAGCCAUGAACAUUGUUGUUUCAUUGAUUAUUAAUUAAACUGAUACUUAAGGGCAGCCCGAGGUCAAAUGAAAUAAAUAUCAUCAUUUUAUAAACUUGUAAUUCAGAGGCUUUUAAGAUAAAGUUGUUGUUGGCAGUCACAUUUUUUCCCAGAAUGUCUCCAGGGCUAAUCAUCAUGAUCUGCAUUUUCUUCCAGCUGGAUGCCAAGAAGAGUCCACUCGCCCUGCUGGCUCAGACCUGCUCUCAGAUCGGCAAACCAGACCCUCCAUCCUCCUCUAAGCUGAGCUCCUCCUGCAGCCAGGGGGACAAGGAGCCCGGCAGUCGCUCCUCCAGCCUGAAGCACGGCGAGCACCGCCCCUCUCUGGAUGAUAAAUGUAGCUUCAAGCCUUACAACAAAGGCAGCGCGGACUGUCGCAGAGACGGAGUCACCAGCAGCAGCAGCUCGAACAGCAGCAGCAGUGAUAAAGUGGGCUUUAGGGUGCCAAGCAAUAACUCUAACACAAAUGGGAAUUCAACUACAGGCCAGCCGUCCUACCCGCCCCACCCUGCGUCACCGAGCUCCAGAGUGGGCAGCAGCACUCCACCUGGACACUCUCAGCCUCACAAACAGAGCCAGUCUCCAGGAGGACAGCAAACGUCACACUCUCAGAUUACAAAUGGAGACUCUGCGCAUGAGCAAGGCAGUCCCACCAGCACGAGCAGCAAUAACAGCCACCUGAAAAAGGACGCCGAUAUAAGCAAGAGGACCUCAGACAGUCCACAUGAUGCAAACUCCAGCCACGCUCGAGCCAGCACCAACUGCAGCAACAGCAGCUCUGAUGGCGGCUCCAACCACGAUGGGGGGAAGGCGGAUUCUUCCCAGCCUAACCUCGGUCCUGGUCGCAUUACUCCCAUAUCUCCCUACAAAACAAACCAGCCGCUCUUCCCUCUGCCGUCCUCUAAUUUGGGCUACCACGGAUCUGUAGUUGGGGCGUACGCGGGCUACCCGUCCCAGUUUGUUCCCGGGCUGGAUCCGACGAAGCCGAGCCUCAGUGUGGGAAGCAUUGGAGUCCCUGGAAAGCACCCGAGCUCCAGCCCUCUCACGGGUGCCUCCCCUCCCUCCUUCAUGCAGAGUCUGUGCAGGGACCCCUACUGUCUAAGCUACCCCAGUGUGCCCCAUCUCGGUGGGAGCAACUGCAACUCCUGCAUCCAUGACCCCUCCUCGUCUCUAAAAUCAAACUUCCCAUUAGUGUACCCCUCCCACCCGCUCCACUCCCUCCACCAAAGCUCUAGCGUCUCCUCCUCCCUCUCACACCCGCUCUACUCCUACGGCUUCAUGCUCCCAAACGACCCCCUUCCCCACGCCUGCAACUGGGUCUCAGCUGCAGGGCCGUGUGACAAACGUUUCACCACGUCAGAGGAGCUCCUGGCUCACCUUCGCACACACACGGCUCUGCCUAUAGGACUGGACAGUAAGCUGCUCUCUGUUUCCUCCUCUGGACCCGCCUCCUGCCACCUCCACCUCCCCCACCAGAGCACCCCAGGCUCCAUGUCCAGCUCUCUCUCUCUCAGGGCUCCCCCCAGCCUGGGAUUAGCUCGCUAUCACCCCUACAGCAAAGUCCACCUGCCCCCUGGACCCUCCUCAAUUUCCCUGCACUCUCUGCCCUCAACAGGCCCGUACUACCCUCAUUAUGCCCUCUACAGUCAAAGACUGGGAUCUGCAUCUGCUCUGGGCUACCAGUGAUAAACCAUUUUCUUAUAUGUUUGAAGGAAUAGUUUGACAUUUUGAGAAAUAAGUUUUUGCCCUUUCUUAUUGAGAAUCUGGUGAGAAGAAUGACACCUGACACGAGUAUAUUUCCUCAAAAGAUUAGCCAGUUAGCUUAGCUUGAGUUAGCUUAGCUUAGAGCUAACACCAGAAAUAGAGGGAAACAGCUAGCCUGGAUAUUUACAAAGUCAGCAAAUGCACUUUCUAGCAACUCUUAAGCUCACACAUGACCAUGACAAAGUCUGUGAAGCAUAAACAGUGUUUACGCUAGAUUAAAGCUGAUAGAGUCAUGUGUAUAGCAGAGUCAAUCAACCCGUAAACACAUUAUUUUGGUACGUAAGUCCAGCUUUGAUAAAUUCGGCUGAUUGAAAUUUCUUGACAAACAUUUUGACGUGUCCUUUUUAAGUCCAGUUGUCAGACUAACAGAAGAAGUAAAUCAUGUAAACACAUUGAUUGAUUGACUAACAUAUAUUCUUGUUUAUACAUAAUGCAGUCAAGCAUACCAUGCUUUAAUGUUUUUAUUCCUCUAAACUAUAAAAGUAACAUCUUUCUUUGUUGAAAAAGUAGUUAUAAAUAUAAUUAGGGAUUAAGAAGUUAGGCUUUUUUCAUCCAGUUUCCAUUUAAUUAACUUUUUGAAAUACUAGAAGGUUAGCCCCCUGCUGGUCACUGGAAAGAAUGCAGGUUUUAAGGCCUGUCUGGACUGGCAACAAGGGCCUGUGUCCAUUUUUUUAGACAUUGGUGGUUUACUCCCAAUUCUCUUUGGUAUCAAACAGAAGGAUGGUAAAAUACUGUGAAAAAUAGUGAGAGUAAGAGCUGCUGGUAGACUUACUGUAGAGCGAGGCUAGCAGCUCCCCUCUGUUUCAAGGCUGUGUGCUAAGCUAGGCUAACUGAUUAUGUCCCAUAAAAAGUCAUCUUUCCAAAAUGUCAAACUAUUACUUUGUGUUUGUACUCCGUUGUGGCGAGUUGCUGCUUCCACUUGACUUUGGACUGGAUUCAAGUGGAACUGAAAUGGGAGUGCAAGUCCUGGAUUUUGACUUGAGUGCAUUUUCACCCUUUCUUUUUUACACGUUAAAAACAAGAUUUGGUGUUUUCAAUCAGGCUCCACUGCUAAAGAUCAAAAGGACUCAUCAUGUGGCUCUUGCAUGUCUGCACAUUGCUGGGAUACUUUUGCGACAGACACGACUGCCCUUCGGAGACUCGUGCCGCCCUGUAGGCUCGGCAAAUUGCUGGUUGGACGCUGUGUAAUAGCACUUGGAUGUUCAGGGUUGUCUCUGCAAAUGAUGAUGAUUAAGUGCAGAAAAAUGUAGUGUGGCGCAGACGGCAAUAAGCUGCAGCUGUGGACCUGUGCAAGUCCGGCCAAAGUCGCUUUCUCCCUGCUGGAGAUGCAUGAAAGCUCGACACACCUAACUGUUUAUCCAGCCCCGCAGUUUGUGAUGAUUUCUUUCAGUUCCUUAUGUUUUUGUUUACUCCUACUGAGAAGUUGUAUUUAUUUUUCAUCGGGGAUCAGGCUUUCUUUCAUGUUUUCCACAGAAAUCUAUUCCCAUUUUACUAUCCUCGGAGGAGUCAAGCUGGAUGACAGAUGCUGAAAAUGUCGUGUCUUAAUACUUCUUUGAGGAUGAAUGUCGAAAUCACAUCUGAACUCUUUGGUUUGAGGAUUUUUUUUUUAUUUCCACAGCAAAUCAAUAAAAAAUUAGAUGUGAUAUUUUAUAUGUAAAGUCGGAACACCCCAUGGUGGUGUCCAGUUUAAGGGGAGGUCAUAUUUUGCUAAAUAAAUCACAUUGAGGAUGUAUA
This is a messenger RNA of Xyrichtys novacula (pearly razorfish), 5792 nucleotides long. The record is from the annotation of a GenBank genome assembly. NCBI's taxonomy places the organism in Eukaryota, Metazoa, Chordata, Actinopteri, Labriformes, Labridae.